Molecule: messenger RNA, 1684 nt
Organism: Hemicordylus capensis (graceful crag lizard)
Lineage: Eukaryota; Metazoa; Chordata; Lepidosauria; Squamata; Cordylidae
Gene: NAF1
Product: nuclear assembly factor 1 ribonucleoprotein
Exons: 8
Coding region: 171-1271 (366 amino acids)
Biological process (GO): pseudouridine synthesis; box H/ACA snoRNP assembly; ribosome biogenesis
Cellular component (GO): sno(s)RNA-containing ribonucleoprotein complex
Molecular function (GO): RNA binding
Source: RefSeq, a predicted model, not a curated record
CACGUGUGGGGGGAGAAAGAUGGCGGCCCCGUGUUUGCCUCACGUGCUGGAGGCACAGUCUCUCUCACCGCCUUAUUGCGCUGGCGCGGCGGCGGGGAUCGGCAAAAUGGGACGUUGAAUUACAGAUUCGAGAUUCUCCGAGGGCGCUGAGAAUAGCCAUAGGCCUGGCUAUGGAGGAUGCCACUAUGGAAGGUAGCGGCUCUUCCUCGGAAACGAGUGAUAGUGAUACGGACAGUUCAUCUUCUACCUCAUCCUCUUCCUGUCUUCCAAUGCUCUCAGAUGAAGAUGUUGAUCAGCAAACUACAGAAAAGGUUCCACUGCCUAAAGAACCAGUUGAAGACGUUAAUAUAAUUCUACCAGAAUCUGUUGAACUGAUGUAUUUUGGGAAAGUUUCCAGCAUCAUUGAACACCUAGUAAUCAUUGAGUCACUUAAAGGGUUGCCUCCAGUGAAUGAAGAUACUGUUCUUUUCAAAGAAGAUCAUCAUUCAAUAGGAAAGAUCUUUGAAGUAUUUGGUCCUGUGUCACAUCCCUUUUAUGUGCUACAGUUUAAUGGUCCUGAGCAUAUUGAAACAAAAGGCCUUAAAAUGGAUGAGUCUGUAUAUUUUGCUCCAUCAGUUGAAAGCUUCACCCAAUAUAUAUUUCCAGAAAAAAUAAAACAAGAGAAAGGAUCUGAUGCAUCAUGGAAGGAAGAUGAUGAGCCACCACCAGAGGCUGUAGAGUUUAGUGAUGAUGAGAAAGAGCGAGCAGCAAAGCAAAAGAAGAAACAUAGAAAUGCAAGAAGAAAGAAGUUCAGAUCACAAGAUGAAUCUAAUGGGAAUGGAGGUGGUAACCAGCCUAGGAGGCAGUAUUCUGCAGAUUAUUCACGUGGAUAUCCUAGCAGAGAACAUAACCCCAGUUUUUCAACAAGCACACUUGCUCACCCAUCUGUUCCUCAGUGUUUGAGUCAGGAAGUAAAACCUCCGCAGCAGUACUCCGCUGACUGUACAGAACUUCAGAAGCCUUCAGCUUGCUGUCAUCAUCAGAGGCCAGAGAAUCCUAGCAUGCAACAAUAUUCCUUUCCUCCCCCAUCUUUUGGAACUGUUAAUAAUGAAGUAAAUCACUUUCCACCUCUAUCUGCAAUUUGGGGAUGGCCUUGUGGGUUUACCCAGCCUUGCACAGGAUUGGCUCAGAAUAUAUACGACCCAUUGUUGUCACUGCUGGCUCUACCACCGCCACCUCCGCCACCAUCACCCCCUCCGUCAUCUCCACCUAACAAUGCUAAUCCACCUUAGGUUAGGCUGUACUUUGACUUUCAGUGAUGUGGGAAAUUUAAAAUGUCCUUCCUAAAAGCGUUGUUUGCUACAUUUUCUUACAUACCUUAAAGGGCUUUCAAUUAUGUACAAAAAUGCAAAUUUAAUGUGAGUACUUCUCGGAAUAAAAGGUUUCUGUUUUUUAAUGUUAUGUAUAUUGAAUGGCUUAUUUUUAGGACACACUUCAGUCUAACUGAAAUAGUUCUGAUUUAAACAUAGCUAUCUUUUCCUCUCUAUAAUUCAGAUUAUUGGAAAAAAUGAACAUUAUUUUUUAUAAAUCUGCAUUUCCAUAUUGUAAUUCUAAUUGAUAUGUAUAUAAUUGUAUACCUUUUUGAGGAAUUUAAGGAUAAAAAGAUAAUCCAACAAGAAUAAAUGCAAAUAUAUUCACCUUUCAA